AUGGCUGUCGUCUUGGAAACCAAUUUUGUGCGUUUGUUAAACUGCACAGAGGAUUUGGCGGAAGCAAAUGAAACCAAAGCCUGGCGAUACUCCAUUUACAUCAGCAAACUCGAGGAAAUGUUAAAUGGACUCUCUUCCGUCUCUCCGCGCCCGACCGCAGAAUUUUUACAUAUCUACAAGGCCCGUGUAAGCCGCUUACUAAGCAUAUCUUUAACUUUGCACUCCUCAUAUUGCGUGCAACAGUUAGCUAGCUUGGCGGAAAAGUCAGCCGGACAUUCUCCCUUGACCACAUGGGUGCCAAGUAUCCCAGCUUCAUUUGAUCGAAAGCAACCACAACCAUGCAUCCAUAUGAUGCAGUUUUCUUACCCCUCCUCCCGAAUAGAGGUAUCUGCCUUAUCGUCGGACCCACAUUCCACCUCGCCCGAUACUCUACCAUCCUCUGUGAGCGUAGCCAAACCACGAACGGCAAUGCGUCGCUACUUCACUGAUGCACCUGAUCUGCUACAGCGUGAACAAGCCAAACUGGACCAGCAACUACGGCGGAGGCUACUUGGUACUGGCACGCCUGGUGAUACCUCUUCGGCAAAGGACAGUGCUGAAGAUGAUGAGGACAAGAAGCCUGCAUACGCUGGCGUGCUCGAUGAACAAAUGUCGAAGCGCGAGCAUUUAGCCAAUGAGAUGCUCGGUCUGACAAAGGAACUUCGGCUGACUUCCCUGGCCAUCGGUGAGAAGAUUCGUGCCGAUAUUGGAGUGUUGGAACAGAGCAACGAACUGGCCCAGCACAAUGCGGCGUCUCUUGUUGACGUAUCACGUUGCCUAAAGGAGGAAUUAGGCCAAAAAUUUGGUCUCAUUGUCUGGAUUCUCUUCCUCGUCUCGAUUGCCGUAUUUUUGUGGAUGGUACUGUUUAUGAAAUUCACAAACAGAAUUUCUCCCUGA
Molecule: messenger RNA, 936 nt
Organism: Dibothriocephalus latus
Lineage: Eukaryota; Metazoa; Platyhelminthes; Cestoda; Diphyllobothriidea; Diphyllobothriidae
Source: the annotation of a GenBank genome assembly